Porites lobata is the source of this 14608-nucleotide messenger RNA. The record is from the annotation of a GenBank genome assembly. Lineage: Eukaryota; Metazoa; Cnidaria; Anthozoa; Scleractinia; Poritidae.
AUGUCACGACAUCGGUUCGUUGAGCACAUGAUGGCGUCGCUUGAGACACCUUUGAGGACGGGAGAGAUUUCUCCUCGGUUUGAUAAACUUUUAAAAGAUGUUGUCGAUGAUCUGAGCCCAGAAGAACUUAAAUAUGCUGUAUCGUCUAUCAAAACGAAUUUUGAGAAAGGAAAGUUCGCGGAUAAAGGAGAUCAGGAUUUAUAUUCGUGCCUGCAUCUUUUUGCAAAUCAGGGUCUUGUGUCGGAGGACAAUUUGACUUUGUUGGAGAAGUUUGUGGUAACUCCACAAACAUCUAAGAAGGAAGGAAUUGAGGCAAAGAUUAGAGGUUUCAAGGCAAUCCGCUUGCAAGAGAUUGAAGAACCAACGGCAGCGACAAGAAAGGAAUUAACCGGGAGACACAGCGACUUAGAAAAUGUUAUGUCGAAGUUAAAAACUGGUGGAUCAAGCGUCUUGAACCUGUAUGGAUCAAGCGGUGUCGGAAAAACGAGACUUGCGACUGAAGUUGUAUCUCAGUGGCAAGGAACAAUGAAAUUCAUAGUGGACUUGAGAGAAGUCGAGAGGAUGGAGGACGUUCACUUCCAAGUUUUGCAGGCAUUGAUGAUCGGAUCAAAGGAGACAACAACUGUGAGCUAUGAAGCGAAUCCUGUUAUUUUUAAAAUGCGGCAGUUGAGGCAACGGGGACAAGGGAACAUAUUGCUGCUUCUAGACAACGUUGAUCAAUUUUCGGGUGGAAGCAGCAAGGCUGCCGCUAACCUGAAUGAUGAUUUUGUCCUUUUUCUCCAACGACUUAUCGAUGUUAAAACUGGCCAAGAGAAAUCUUCACUGAAGAUUCUUUUAACGUCUAGGAGUGCAUUUCGUCACGGUGUGAAUAAUUACGAAGUGAAAAGUUUAGAAAAAGUCUCUUCAGGGGAGCUCCUUCAAAGGCAAGGGACGCCUGCUUUUCACGGCAGCCAAAGAGAAAGACUAGUCGAGAUGUGCAGAGGAAAGCCACUUUUGCUUAAUGGAAUGGCAUCAAUCUUAAGACAAGAGAUAGCUGAUGCUGAAAGGCUUCUUGGAACCAUUGAACAGGAGUUAGAGGUGGAGCCGUCCCAAGAGGCUGGAGAUGAAGAGGCUGAGGAGAAAGAAACGUUUGAUGCUAAAGAAGAAGGUAUCGAUGAGGAACAGCUGUCAUGUUUGAGAAAAAUGUUCUUUUUCCUUCCAAGUAAAACACUUAAAGAGUCUGCCGUUUCAGUGUCACUCUUCUGUCGCCCAUUUUCAUUGGAAGCAGCCUCUAAGAUACUUAGUGUAAACGUUUCGGAAGCUGCAAUAAGAAUGGAAGCAAUGCGUAACAGUCAGGUGGUGUCUGUUGUGCCCGAGGCAAAAGAGCUGUUGUAUGAUUUACACCCUUUGAUGCGAAAGUUCCUUAAAAGCAUUGGUAAUAGCAAGGCUUUCGUGGAUACUUUCCAGAAAGCAAAAGACAACUUUUGCAGUCACUUCAUUUCUCAGUUGACGACAAUUGCAGCCCUUUUGGACAAGGAGUACGUUAAAGCUUAUGACAGCUAUGAUUUUGAAAAACUCAAUUUUGAACUUGCCUUGGACAUUUCUUUAAAGUCCAGCUACCUUCUAAUUCCAACACAACUUCAAGAAAGCGUUAUGAUUUGUUAUUUAUUGGAAGCCAUGCUCAAUGAUCAAAAGCAAAGAAGAAAGAUUUUUCAUGCCUGGGCGGAGAAGGUCGAGGAGGAUGGAAAAGAAGGUGAGGAUAAGUUCCUCUUAUAGCCUGAGAAAACAAUCAUUAAUUUGUCGAUGCCCAUAACUCCUUAACUCUUAAGCUCCCAAAAGUGACCAACAUGAAUUUUCUCGUAACAACGUCAGCAGAUCAUCAAUAGUAAAGGUUAUGGGAAUUGCUAAAUUGAUUCCCAAAGGGAUAACGUUUUGAUCUUAAACCAAAUUCUCCCAGCUAAUCUUAAAUAAAAUGUAUGGAGGUCAGUCUGGAGAAUUUGUAUGUGGAUCUUUGGUCUUAAAGGGUUAAGUUGAGCAUUGACCCAGAUUCUUUUCUUCAGUAUUCGGAUAAAAAUGUUAUGUUCAUUGUUCUGCUCUCUAUUUUUCUCGGCAGGUUCCAUGUUUCGAGCAGAAAUGCGCUGCUGGGAAACUUUGCAGGUGCUUAAUCUUGAAGGAUGGCGUAAGGCUGCAAACGUUGUUCAAGAGGCCAGGGAGUUGCUGAAGAGGGUACAGAGAGAGAGCAAAAAGACUGAGCUUUUCAAGCUUGCGAAAAGCUCUUGUCUGUUUGUUGAAGGCGAAGUCUUCAACAGAGCAGGAAAUUGGCUAAAAGCACUUAAAAGUUUGAGGCGUUCCCUGGAAAUAAUGGAAGACCAAUUGAAAAAUCACACAAGCACUUGUAGAUGUUUGAAUGCCAUUGGAAAUUGCUACAGCAAUCUGGAAAAACCGGAGGAAGCGAUCAAGUUUUACACAAGAGCGUACGAAAUGCGUCAAAAGCUUUCUGGUUCAAGGGAGCACUUUGACUUGCCUCUGUUUAGAAGUCAAAUUGGAACAGCUUAUGAAUCUAUGGCCAUUCAAGAGUAUAAAAAACACAGAAUGACGCCCAAGGCAAAAAUGAAUUUUCGCAAGGCGAUAGAAUACUAUCAGGAGGCUUUAGAUCUUGCCAAAGAUCUCAAACUCACUGGGAUUAUAAACACAGCACUUUAUAACAGAAACAUUGCUAACGCUCACUCAUGGCUUAUGGAGUAUGAAAAGGCGAAGCCGUUUGCUUAUAACGGGUACCAAAUUCGGAAAGAUAUCCUUGGGAAACAUCCAUUGACUGCGCGUAGCACUUUUCAGAUGGCAGAAAAUUCCCGAAGUCGUGAGGAUUAUGAUGAAGCUGAAGAAUACUACGCAGAAGCAUGGGAGAUUGAGAAAUCCCUGGGACAAGGGAACCACAGUGAAGUACGGGACAGAAUUAUUAAAAGCUACGAGGAUAUCCUUCCCAAAGGGAGAAAGAGGGCAUUUCAGAAGGAAGUCUUGGAGUUUUAUCAAAGAUCCUGGGACGAAGAGAAAAGUUUUGAAGGGUUUCAGUUCUCUCAGGACAACAUGAAGAUCAUCGAUGCUAUAAAUGAACGACUUGGGGAGGAGGCUGAUGUCAAAACAACGAGAAAGUAUCAAAGCGAAGCUCUUUGGUUUUACGAAGGAGCGUGGAAUUCCCCCGACACCAAGAGGUUACCUUACGCGCAGAGAGAGCACAUCUUACAAACUUUGUUAAGGUUGUGUAAGGUAACUAAAAAUAAAGACCUUUUUGAGAAAUAUCAAAAGGAAGCAUUCAGAAUCUACGAGAGAAGGUGGAAAAAGAACAGUUCAGAGUUGGCAAAACAAGACAAAAUCGAUUUGCUUACUACACUACAGGAUCUGGCUUCUUUACUUGGAUAUGAAAGGAAGGCCAAAAUGUAUAACACCCAGCUUGAGGUAAGACAGGCAACAUUAGCAUAAGUAAGAGUAAACACUCGUUUUUGUCAUUCAGGAAAAAUCGAACUAGUGGAACUGAAGGAAGUGUUCUAACUGAAUGUGUUCUUAUUUUCAAUUAACACAAAUAGGAAGCCAAGCGGGGGAAAUCUAUUUCCUGGCGUUCUUUUCUGAAUCUGUUUGCAGGAGCAGGUAUGUAUAAUAAUGAUAUAGCAACAGUAAUUAUUAAUUUUUAUUAUAAUAUCACAAACACUACUUUCUUUAAGUUCAUUUACUAAAAGAAGGUCUCGCAACUGUAAAUGAAUUUACUGAAAGAUAGUUAACUAAGGCCAGGCAAACGCCGAUUUUCACACGUAACGAAGCUAAUGCUAAUGCGCGAAAUUGUUUGAAUCAGUGAAUUUCGACGUUUGACUCUGGCGUAAGAAAUCAGUUCACCUCAUCACAAUGCGCGUACACCUCUUGUCAAAUACAAUAAGUAACAAAGAUCUCGACUGCAAGAUUUGUUAACAGUUUCGGCACUACGUGUAACUAAAACUUACAAUUUGAUUCCCGAAAUUGACUGCCGGAUAUUUUAUUGCAUAUGCUCUUCCAUCGCCAAGCUGCUGAUCAACAAAUUCUAUCUACUUCCUCUUCUUAACUAGAAAUUACCUUUGAUAUAGGCAACAAGCAUUCUACUUGUUUUCAAUAGAGAAGUCUCCUGACAAUGAUGACGAUGAUGAUGACGACUACGAUAGCAGUAAUGAUGACAAUGACAGUGUAGAUGAUGAUUUUAAUGAAAACGACGAUAGUGGCAACGAUGAUGGUGGCGGUGGUGGUGGCGAUGAUGGUGGCGAUGAUGUUGGUGACGAUGGUGGCGAGGAUGACGCUGAUAAUGAUGAUGGAGAUGAAAAUGACAAUAACAUGGACAUUACUGGAGAUGAUGAGAUUACAGAAGAAGACGAAUUGCCACAACAAAUUCAUGGACUUAACCUAGAGGGACAAAUGGAGGACUUUGAUGAAUCAGACUUAGAAAAAGUUAACAUACACGAGUAUGUAUACUAAUGUUCCUUUAGACCACUGUAAGAGCACACUGACAUUAAGAACCCUCCACUCUGACUAAUCAUGCCAUUCAUUUUGCCUCAAGAGUUAUCUUAGUCUGCUACACAGCCGUUUUUAGUGUCGUCACGCAACGCUUCUGGGGAGGAGCGUUGCGUGACGACACUAAAAACGGCUGUGUAGCAGACUAGAGUUGUCUCUCAGGGAAAUGGGAUUUUGUGUGAGGGUAUACACAGAUAAGGAACAGUAUAAGAGUACAAUCAGUAAUCCCGUAGCAAUUCAUCUUCCUAUGGCAAGACUUUUCUUUUUACCAUCUUUAAGCAAGCAAGCUCGUUAGUUUCUGUGUUGCUGAAAAUAAAAGGUCAAAGUUACAUGAUAGGGUCAUACCUGGCUGAUAAUGCCCAACUAAGCUUAACUUGGCAAAACGACCUUAUUAACUGUUUAGAAAAAGUGAGGGAAGUUUUCUUUUAACCCGUUUGAGCGUUUGGGGAACUUUUUAUGCAAAAGGACAAUGAGGUCCGCUAAUUGAUGGAUUGUUUGACGAUUGAUUGAUUGCAGAGGAACGCUUACUAGUGAAGGUGCCCACUGGGUCCUCAAACGAGGGGGCGCCCACAUUUUCUUCCCUCCUAACGCCGUGUCUGAGCCCACACCAAUAGUGGUCCACAGUUGGAAAUGCAGUGCACGUUCUCCCCAACUGCAAGAGCACGAGUCAGUUGUCAGCAAUGUUCUUGAGAUUUCGCCCAUCACGGGUGAUGAACUGGAAUUCAAUGCUGAAGCGAAGCUGGUUCUCUCUCACAGUGCGCCUGGUUUAAAGGGCUACGAACUGGUGAUAAAGAGGAUGAUCGACUGGGAAAGCAAUGAAUGGGAAGAAGUGGAUGGAACUGAGGACUUACGGAGCUGGGAAGGUUUACAGACAUUUGCUCUUUGAAUAGUAGCGUGAAAAAACAGCCGACAUUUUCCCCGGGAAAUGACGUCUGAGGAACGACUGCAGAAAUUCCAUACUGAUGACGUCUCACACCCAUCUGGGUAGUUCUUCUAAUUGGUUGUGCCGUGAGGGAACUUUGCUUCAACCAAUCAGAAGCACUACCCUGAUCCGGGUAGUGACAGGUCAUCUGUAAUAAUGAGAAUUUCUGCAGUCGUUCCUCAGACGUCAUUUCGCGGGGAAACCGGUUGUGGCGUCGCGAAUUGUCGGCUUUUUGCUCAGGAUAUGAACAGUCAGUCAUCCCAUUGCUUUUCUUUUUGUGUAAGCUUGCCUAGUGCCUAGGCCUCAUUAUUCUGCGCGGCCAAUGCGUUUCGGGUCACGUGGUCCAAGCGAGUUUUUUUCUCCCGGCCGUUCGUCUCGUCACCAAAAUGCAUCGACCGCGAAGGCCUGUGAAGACGCCGUAUAGGGACUAGGCGAUGUGUAAGCUAAAUACCGUCUUUAUAUGUCAUAAUCAUGAAAAUUGGUGUUUGGCUUCGUCGUGUUAGCCUUCAUUAUUUGCUUUGACUCACACCUAAGAUGCCGCUAAGAUAGCAUGGGUUUUGACCAUGAUCUUUAUUCAAGAAAAUGUUCGUCCAACAAUGAUUUAAAGAGUGCCAACUUGUCGUACUUUAUUCUUUAACAAGGAAGGCCAUUUCAGUUAACACUCAACACCUCAUUUGGUCCCGGCAGGUAAAACGAUAAUAGCUCGUAAUGUUUACACAGAGACGUUUACGAAAAGCGUUUGCCUUUUAGAAGCAUGCAAAUGCCGCUCUACACUAAGCGAAGAAAACAUCUAUAAGGAUAGGACUCGGAUUCAGUUUCAGUUUUCAGUUUAUUGUUUUGCCAAAAGUUUUAAAAAAGCAAGAAAAACUAAUUAUUUAAACUCUCAUGGCAAGGAAGCCCAAGAGAAGCCACCGGGCUUAUAAGGAAUGGGCUCCCUCAGUUAAAUAAUUAGAACAAAAUAUUAUCAUAAUUACACAUGGAAAAUCAAUGGCAGAGCUACAGUAAAUCUUUAAAUAUAUUAGAUACUACUAAUACGUAGUACUAAUAAUAGUUGGGCUAAAAAAUAGCGAAAUGACAGGAAAAAAAUGAAAAUGAAACGCAAAGGCAGCAAAAGCAAAAGGAAGCGGUACUUGUUGCAUUUCGAUCGAAUUUCAAAACUAUGAGAGUUAAAAAAUGUAGGACCUUGGAAACUGAUGGAGGAUUUUCUUAUUUUAGCCCUUCAUUGUGGUAAUUGAAAAAGCUCCGAACUUUUAGUGCCAUAAGAAUGCACCUGGCGUGUCACCAAAAACUUAUUAUUAAAGCUAUAAGGAAGUAAGCCAGAUCUGUAUUGAUAAAUAAAUUUUCCUCUUUGAAGUUUGUAGAUACUCUCAAAAUUCAGAAUUUUUAAAUUUCAGUCAGUGUGAGCAUCGAAAGCACUUCACCACAUUAUUCUUACAACCCGUUUUUGAAGUGUGAUUAAUCUUCUGAGGUUUGAUGGGUACCGUAAAAUUCCGAAAAUAAGCCCCGGGGCUUAUAUUUUUCAAAAGCCCCUUUUGAGGGGCUUAUUUUUGGAGGGUCUUAUAUUCGGAGGAGCUUAUCUACAAAGGGAAAUUUGCGUUUCAAACUCGACUGAGAUAGCCUUAUAGUUGGAGGGAAAUUUCCCGUUUUUGCUUCGUUUUACUUUCUAUUUGAGUGCAAUUUUCCAAGUACAAGCCCCCCCCCCGGGGGGGGGGCGGGCUUUUAUUUGGAGAGGCGAUUUAACGGAGGGUAUUUUGUGUUACCGGACUGGGGGGCUUAUAUUAGGAGGGGCUUAUACAUGGAGGGGCUUGAUUUCGGAAUUUUACGGUAGGUCGAUGCCCAGACGCUCACGCAGUAGAAUACGUAUGGGUCAUAAGGCCAUAAUAGAUAGAUUUGAUUAGACAUCUUGAAAGAAACUAUUUAUUGCAUUUGACACUGAUCGCAUUAAGUUGUGAAAACGACCUGUAAGGUUUUUAUCAUUGAUUUAGUAGUAAUGAUGAUAAUGAUAAUAAUAAACACUAGCACUGUAUUUAUAUUUCGCUGUUUUUCAUAUAUCUUGUUUACAGACAUCGAAGAUGACUUCCCCUAUCAACAAGGCACCCCAGACUUUUUCUUUCCCGUUGCUCAGGCUGAAAUAACUGAAUGCUCAACAUAUGCAGUUGUUUGUCGUCUCAAGUCUUCUCCGAUUUACACCAUCACACCUAAUGGCGGUUUAUUCAGUCACCCUGACUAUCCUGGUGUGAGUAUUAACGUCCCGAAAAAGGCUGUUCGACCAAAAGCAAAGUUUCCUUUGGAAUUGAAGGUAGGCACGUCAGUCAGUUGAAUAAUCUCUCUCCUGUUUUGUAUCAUUUUCGUGCAAGGAUGAUAGGCAGACAGAUGCGUGAAGCUAAUGUAGUGGUACAGUUAAGCUGUUUUCGCCGCCACUAGUGAGACUUGUUUCUAAGAAAACUUCAGGACAUCUAAUCUCGCCAUAGAGUGAAAAUCAGGCUACCUAAAAAAUACUGAGGCACCUUUACGGCGUCAAUGGCACAUAACGAUAAAAUGCUACUUGUUUUCCUUGGCGAGAUAUGGCCUAAGAGAAAUCUAAGUUGUCAAAUCUCAAACAAAAUAUUAGCGAUAUGAAUCAGACGUCACACUUGCGAUUUGAGUUUUUGUAGUUCUGUCGUUUAUUCUUCUAGGUACAUGAAGUUCCAGCUGAAGAAUUUGAAGGGCAGGACCUGUUUCUUGGCCCAGUGUUGCGUAUAACCUGCCCCCAACUCGUCGAGUUCUUGAAGCCGGUCACAAUUCAGUUGCCAGUAUCGCUACAAAGCGACCAGGAAGGAACUCCUGACCUCUCGACAUGCCGUGUCAGAGUAUUGUUCUUAAAAUCUGAUGGCGAAGAUAAAGAAUGGAUGGAAAUUACUGAUGAUCUUAGAAGUCCUGUAAAUUUUGACGGGACAUUUGUAAGGUUCCAGGUUGAACGCUUCUCUGGGUAAGGAGACAUCCUUAUGUUGUUUGAACUUUUAACAAUUUUAACAAUUUAUUAAUUAAUAACAAUCAUUCUCUCUUGCAAUUUAUUAAAAAUAAAUUGGAGGUAAACUGAACUUUUGGUUAUGCUAAUGAAAGUUAGGAUGCAUUAAAACUGCUGAAAUUACUAAUCCCAUUUUAACAUCGGUCGAUUUACGACAAGCUUAUGCAUCUAUCAGUGUUAAUCUGGAGCGGGGAGAGGCCGGGCAAAGGCCGGGGAUUUGAUCUUGAAGCAUUUUUUUUAGGUCAAAUGCCCUACCAUAGGGACAUUAUAUUUGUUCAAAAGAGAACAGAAGACAGAAGUACAAGAGAAUGAAAAUAUCUUUGUAAACUUUAUGCAGCAUGUAUCGUUUUCUAUUUUCAUUAGUACCAAAUAUAACUACCCGAUGCACGUUAGGUUCCUGGUAGAGUUUUUCAUAACCUUUCAGGUUCUCGUUUGGCAGAAACUCUUCUUCUUUCUUCUUAGGGUCAUCACUAACAAUAUUAACAAAACGAAGUGCAAAACAUUACCUGUAACUGAAGCUGUACUUUAGUCCAUUUAAGCUAUAAAUAGACAUUUCGUCGGCUGUGAAAAAGAUACCCAGAGAUCCUUGCGGGAACAAUGGCCUCCAUCUUUGAUUGGUUACUAAUCCCCAUGGUCCAGAUCAUAAUGUUUAAUUUUGCUAAUUACUCGCCCUCAAUCGCUAUGGAACUAAGUAACCAAAGAAAUUACAUGUAAAUGACAAAGUCAGGGAUUCGAGACAAACAAAUAUGUCUCCUGAGCAUUGUUUUUGAAGUUGCAAACACCAGAGAUCAACUUUGAAAAACUGUUAGGCUGAACAGUUUUCAAAAACCCUAAUUUCAAUCCGUUUCAAUCUUCUUCCGUUUUGCCCAUCUGUGGUAUCUGUUGUAUCUGUUGUGUUAUUUUGACCUUCCUUUAAUGUUUUACGCGGUUAUUUUUAUGUUUCGCUUGGAUUUAACGGGUAUUUAGUUUUGUAAGACCUGAUUUGGCUGAAUUUCGUGACACAGCUCUUUUAAGUCAACUGAUUAACCGCCUUCAAAUAUCCCCAUAAUUCCAAAGUGUUGUUCAAGUAAUGGAGACAUCAGUUUACGUCUUUUACUGCGUUCUUUAAUAACACGCGAGUUCUGUAGUAGGAAGAACCUCUCGGAAAACAGAAAUGUACUUUAACGAGUUGUGAUUGGUAGAUUUCGAUCCAUUUUGUGUUUUUGUGUGCUUGAAGGUUCGUUGCUUGUGAUCGUAAAUAUGACUGAGGCAGCGAGAGACGCAAUUGUGAAGCUGGCUUUUAAACUUCAGAGCUCGCCUGUUAUUGAAAUCGCAAGACUUCAAAUUAUUCUGUCUUUAGUAGUUACUCAAAUUUUGCUGGAUGUCUCUCUUUUAGAUACGCUUGCGUUUUUGAAUGGUUCAAAAUGGACUUCAGCGUUUCUGGAGCAAUUACUUACUUGUCAAACCUUAUUUGGAAGCAGCCAUUGCGUGGUGUUUUUUUCUCCUAUUUCAAUGAAUUAGAUCGUGCUAAUUCUCAAGAUGUUCUUCAUCUUAUCUGCUGCCCUGUGCACAUGAGGGAGAGAGUAGUCCAAGAGCUAAAAAACGUGACUUUAAGUGAGGAAUAUUCAAGGAAAAAGUUGAUACCCGGACAUGACAAAGCAUUCGUGUUUGUAUCAGGAGGGAUAUCCCCAGCUGAUAUAGAAAACAUGAAAGAUUUUUAUCUCAUGUAAGUAGGGCGCCCUGCUACACAAGGCAAUUUUUCUUGCGAAUCUUCCCGUGAAAUGAACUUGUCUUGCAACAGUUUUGUUGUAGCAAGCCAUAUAUAUCGUAUCAGGGUGUGUUUUACGAGGAACCUUUUCUUGCGUACUUGUCUGGGAUUGACACAAGAGGAUUGCGACAGAAGUUGCAAGAAAACUUGCCCAGUUUAACAGGGUCUUUAUUGCAUUAUUGUUGUCGCUUAGUAAAUGAAAAUUUUGAAUGCAAGCACAGGAUUUGAAGUGCAAACAUAAUUCAACGUUGCUGACUUGAAAUUGUGUAAAGGUUGUCCAUAAUGGAAACAUGUGAUGUGCUGGUUUUCAAAAUAAUGCUGAAAUCAUCAAUACGCAUAACCAAGUCACGUUCGUCAUCUGAAUUCAUGCACACUUGAUAGAAAAAGAAGAGGCAGCAUUCUGCUAUUUCCAAUUGCCGUUACGCUUUUGGGACCCAUAAGCACCCGCGAAUUUCUACUUAUCUUGAAAGCAUCUGUUGAAAUUAAGCUCAAUUGUACAUCAGUGGGAUUAACUUAUUUAUCUGAUUUUCACAUCCUUUCAGGUUUGAGAGCGAUGACCGGGACAAAAGACAACUGCCAGUUCGUUUGAUAAGUGACCAAGUCUUAUCCCAUGUGGAGUUUCGCAGUAGCCCAGAUCCCAACGCGAACCUAUUGUCUAGAUUAAACUUCAAAUUGUCUUCUAUGAAACUCGAUUCCACGGUGAGUACUGCACACAAAAGCGGAGCGUACCGUAUGCUUGACAGGCCAUUUUCAACUCCAUAUAACACAUCUCCAUUAUCUCUUUGUGCAACGCUGACCACAGUCAGCUAUAGAUCUUUUGUAUCGAAGAGUCCUGAUAAGAAUUAUGCUCUCUGAACUGGGUUUGAGGCAAUCAAUGCAAUUUAAAGGCUAAAUUUGUUUGGGGUGCUAUCAUGUAAGUUUAUCGGUAAAUUCCAACGUGUUUGAUGUUGUUCUCAGGAUCGAUUCAAUCUCUCGGUCUCCAAAUCAAGUCAUUGCUAAAACCGUCCCAUUACACUGUGGUAAAGACGUCAUUGAAUUUCCUAUCCAUAAGAUCACGUAAAAGAAAAGAAUAUUAAGCCGUGUGUCUAUCUUAAAAUUGUUACUCUGUAAGUAAGCUUUCUCUUUCGGGUGGCGAGCGAAGCAAGCCGCGCGUGAACCCGAAGGAAGUCUCCUCUUGGGUGCCGCUCGCGCAUGACUUCUCACGAUAGAGCUUGUUUGCAGGCCAAUAAAAUGGAAAAUAGCUUUUCUGUCACUCAAUGAUGGUGUUCGGUGUCUUUUAUGUCUUGACCUCUCUUCUUCUUUUUCAUUUACUUUGCAGAAAACUCCAGUAGAAUUUUUCGGCGUGCCCCUAGAUGACCAAACGCUACUGGAAGCUGAUCCGAGAUAUGUACUUCUUGCGUGCAAACCGGCAUUUUCACCUAAUGAUACCGCAUGCGAAGAACACUUACAAAACCUCAACAGUGGAUACAGGACACCUAAACAAACACUAAGGAGUUUUUUGGAGUUUGUAGCAGGGUUGGAUCCUGAAAAGCAAGAUGAAUGUUUUAAGGCCAUUGUGUGUGGACUGCAAGAGGCGAGCGAAGAAGGAUUUUCACAUGUCAUUGGACGUCUUCAGGAAGGUAACACUUUUGUAUUUCGGAAAAAAUUAUACUUCUUAUUCUACUUAGAGCUCACCUACACUACCUCUUGACGUGUACUUUUAGUGAACUUUCAUAUUAUAUCAUAAGUGUUUAUGCGAACUUUCAACAGUCAAUUCAGGGAUGACGAAUUUUGUUCAUAGUUUAACGAUAAUAUUAUAACUUACUGGCCAACUUCAAACCGAAAAAUGUGCUUCUGUAAUAGCACACUAGAAGUUUUUUUACUGGUUUUAUUGAUAACAUUAUCACAGAGUUCUGUAAGUGUCAUUACUUGGAAACCUGGACACAAAAUCUUGGUUUUCCAAUGAAGCACCAAUCAGGAUUUUUUUAGCAUCGCCGAAACUAAAGCACAACACCAAAUAAAAAACCAUAGUCGUUAACUUCCAUCAUUCGUUAAUGCCUAUCGCUGUGAAAAUUGCGCUAAACUGCUUGCCUUCAAACCAGCAGACAUCUAAGGGUUUUAAAAGAUGUAGCACCUGUAAGCAAGAUUUUUCCUGAUUAAUUUCUACAUGGACAGGUCCCCCGCGACCUUAACGAAGGUAUAUUAAGGUAAUAAUCCUGAAGAAUGUUCUUGUCAGAAGGGGAUUUGUAGUUAAUAGGGCCAUUUAUACGAGGAAAAAUAAAACGCGUCUUACAUAAGACGCGAACUUUACCAUUUAUACGAGCAUGUCUUAUCUAAUAAGACGAGUCUUAGCUAAGCCGCGUCUUAUUUUAGACGAAAUGUGCCGUUUAUACGGAAAGUUCGUGUCUUAUUUAAGACGCGUCUUAUGUAAGACGCGUCUUAUUUUUCCUCGUAUAAAUGGCCCUAAUAUUUCAGACAAUUACAAGAUGAACUGAGUGGUCCGCAUCGCUGAAGCGACAAUUUCCAAAAUAGCACCAGCAGGAGUAAAAACGUAACAACAUAAACUAAGUUCAAAUAGUGCCGUAAAUGAAUUGUGCUUUAUUAUUUAAUUAAUUAGUGGGGCCGAGAAAAUGUCUGAAACAAAUAAUUCAAAUCAAGAAUCCCAACUGCCCGGAGGCAAGCUAGUUGGCUAUUUACAAGCGUCAUCGAGAAUUUGAACUCGGGACCACUGAGAACAAAUCCAGGGAGAGAUCAGGGCGGGUCUUGAAUUCGGGGCGUCCGAAUUACACUGAGUCCAUUGCGCUCUAACCGUUUGGCCACACUGCCUCCGACUUUCAGUCUUGGGAAAGAUAACAGUUAAUUAUUACUUGUUCAAACUAUUUCUCAGUUUCUGAGAAAUAGUUUCUGAGGGACUUUAAGCAAGGACUGUGGGAACGUACAGCACGUCUAGGCGUCAAUGCCUCUAGUAGAAAGUUUUACAUACCCCAAUGGCGACGCUUAAAAAGUGAAUUUGCUUUCUUUCAAUCUUUAUCGUGAUUAUUUUAACCCGCUUACAUUGUCAAUUAAAAGCUCCUGAAGCGCUGCUGAAGCUGAAGUCAUGCAGCGACCCCCCGUGGCAGAGAAUGAAAAAAAAAAAAGUGGGAUACAAAAAGUGUAAUGCAUGUGCAACGUUUUGCUUGUGUUUUACCAGCCCCAUUCGCACCACUUUCGAAAUUUCGAGUUCUCCUCCCGCGCUGUCUAAAAACUAGCCAAAAAAACUAACCGGCGUCUGCCACACAGGUCAGCUAUCGCCAGAAAAAGGCACGGGAACCAAGGAGCCGUUGGGGAGAGGUUGAGUUUGCUCAGCUGUUUUGAUAAACUUGCAGAAAAUGGCUGAAAAUUUCACACGUUUUGCGAGGAAGAAAUUACCGAACUAUCGCCUAAAACUGACAUAGCAAGAACAGAAAAAAAUACAACUCGGCGGAUAACAAUUUGUAGAAUAUCGACUAGACAAAACAUCUCUUUAUAUCCCGGAUUUUCCAAGGAACAGGCGAAUAAAGACGGGAACUUUACAUCAAUCGAGGUAGGGUGUAUUUCUGGAGAUAACGCCCUCCUCGAACGACAUAAUUCUUCAGAACGUGUAUACGAAAGCCGAAUACAGUAACUGCUAAUUAAUCACAUGUUAUUCUUUUCUCGAUAGCACGUCAAAAUGUUAACAUAGCUUUAGUAGAAGGGAGUGAAGUGAUCAACAAGGUGUCAGAAAAAGUGUAUUCAUCGUGGAAAAGACUUGCAAGAGAGCUCGAGCUCAGAGCUGGACAAAUUGACAACAUAUCAGAGGAGGAACAAAAUGACGAGGAACGCUGCCAUAGAACUUUGCGAACAUGGUGUCAGCUAAACGGAAGGAAUGGCACUAUUAGAAAACUCAUGAUCUCGCUGACAAAAAUAGGAAAGGCAGAAGUGAACUAUGACAUCAUGAGAUGUUUGCAUCUUUUGGGGCCAGAUUGAUUGGCCAUGAAGCUCUCGUUUAAUUCUACUUUUGGAUACUGGAUCACGGUAUUGUCAAGGAUUCGUUAACUACGAACUUAACCUGAUGUUCAGGUCGUUAAUGUGAUGAUGGCAGUUAGCUGUCAAUUCAAAGCCUACCACAAAGCUUCUCAAAUCCAGUGGUUUAAGCUCAGGCAACUCAGACCUAGUGUGUGUCCAUCAUCAGGGCUAUGGCACUUAACAAAGUGUUAGGAUACGACAAGAUCACUGUGCGGGCCAAGUUAUCAAGGAUAGCCUACUAGCUAUUCUGCCUGCUGUUACAGAUGUCGUAAAUACCUUCUUUGAGUCGAGCGUUUUCCCGAACCUGUGGAAAAUUGCCGAAGUUCUACUCAUGCAUAAGGACAGUGAUCAUGAAUUACCUUAGCCUGUGAACAGGCUCUCUGUUAGUGAAAAGGGUGAAAAAAUUGCGAAGAGAGGGAAGGGA